AUGUGGGUGCUGGCUGGCCUCGUGCUCCUGACUGCGGCCUCAGGGCAGGCUGCCACACUGGAGAAGCCGGUGCUGACCGUGCACCCGCCCUGGGCCACCAUCUUCCGGGGCGAGAGCGUGACCCUGCACUGCGCCGGUCACCACGCCCUGAUCUUGGAGCCGCGGCCCAUCAGGACCCUGUGGUACCGCGGUCACCUGCUGCUGCCCACGCACACGAGGACCCUCGAGGUGCAGGCCGCCGGGGUGUACCGCUGUCAGACGCGGGGCGCCCCGGUCAGCGACCCCGUCCACCUCUCUGUGUCCAACGACUGGCUGAUCCUGCAGGCGCCCCCCGUCGCGGUGUUCGAGGGGGACCCCCUGGUGCUGCGCUGCCGGGCGCGCGCCGACAGGCCCGUCCAGCGGCUCCACUUCUACCACGAGGGCCGCGCCGUGCGCUACUACCCCGCGGGCGCCAACUACACGGUGGCCCAGGCGCGCGCCGGCGACAGCGGCCACUACCAGUGCUCGGGCACCAUGCGCAUCCCCGCCGAGGGCGCGGGCGAGAGCGCACCGCUCUUCUCGGCCAAGGUGGCCGUGCGCGUGCAAGAGCUGUUCCCCGCGCCCGUGCUGCGCGCCGCCGGCCCGGGCCCCGCGGGCGGCCUGGUGCUGCGCUGCGACACGCGCCCGCACGCGCGGAGACGCGCCACGCCGCUGCUCUUCGCCUUCUACCUCCACGGCCGGGCCGUGCGCGCCUUCGGGCCCGCGCCCGAGAUCACCGUUCCCGCGCGCCCCGCGCCCGACCUGGACGCCUACUGGUGCGAGGCGGCCACGGCCUCCCGCAGCGUGCGCAAGCGCAGCCUCUGGACGCCCCCCGCCGAGCUUCUGCCUUGGGGCUCCGCGGGUGAGUUUCCUGCCCCUGACCCAUACAUAGCGACUGGCUGA
Messenger RNA from Sorex araneus (European shrew), 921 nucleotides. RefSeq names its product Fc receptor like B (gene FCRLB). Bases 1 to 921 code for a protein of 306 amino acids. The transcript has 6 exons. Gene Ontology annotation, biological process: negative regulation of immune response; cell surface receptor signaling pathway. The record is from RefSeq and is a predicted model, not a curated record. Gene Ontology annotation, molecular function: transmembrane signaling receptor activity. Lineage: Eukaryota; Metazoa; Chordata; Mammalia; Eulipotyphla; Soricidae.